Molecule: messenger RNA, 4384 nt
Organism: Entelurus aequoreus (snake pipefish)
Lineage: Eukaryota; Metazoa; Chordata; Actinopteri; Syngnathiformes; Syngnathidae
Product: cadherin-6-like
Exons: 19
Coding region: 865-3657 (930 amino acids)
Biological process (GO): cell morphogenesis; homophilic cell-cell adhesion; cell-cell junction assembly
Cellular component (GO): catenin complex; plasma membrane; adherens junction
Molecular function (GO): cadherin binding; calcium ion binding
Source: RefSeq, a predicted model, not a curated record
CAGUAGCGGUCGGGCACAGCAGCAGGAGGAGGAGGAGGGCUUGGAGAGUUGGAGAGGAAGAACACGGACUGAAAAGUCAAACAGCGUAAACCUCGUUCAACUCUGAACGUCAGACUCCUGUGAACGUGCGUGAUCAGCGGAACCCGCUAGGAAGCCACUUCCACAGCCUUGUAGUCCGGAAAAUACGCAGUCCAAAAAGCCGAAGAAAAAGCUUCAAGUCAACCCUGUGAUGCCCGCUGACAUCUUGAAUGACGAGGUCCAAAUGAACCCCAUGGUUUGCUUCUGGGAAAAAAAGCCCAACGCAACGACUUUUUCAAGGACAUUUUUACACAGAACUGCUUUGUCAAGAUGCACCACUACAACCCUAACGGAAAAAGACGGCGACAUUACAACAUUUCUACGACAGAAAAGGCGUGCUUAAAGCAAGAUUCAUAAGCUUGGACCAUGGUGCCCCUUUUAAUGGACCUCAAUCUGCAGGCCAGAGUUCAUUAAGCCGCAUCACUUUGCACCACAUCAUCAUUUGACUGAAUCACCAUUCACCUAUCCAUCAUCUCUAUUGGAUUUGCUUUGCUGCCAGGGAAGAGAAGCCAUCUAAGGUGCUAUAAGUUAAUAGGUGGGCUCACCUUGGGAGAGAAGACUAUCAGAGGUGCCUCUCUGACUCGGCCAAGCAGCAUUCUCCAGCUUCCCUGAGCUUUGGGCCAACCUUCAGGGUGUUGAAUGUCACCAUCUGUUGACGACCUGCCGGCUUCACGUCGCUACAGGAACUGAAGGAGGGGGGUUGGUUGACGGCGGGCCCGUGAGGACCGCGCUUGAUUGCACAGACACAACUCCGUCAAACUCUGACCUCCGGUCCGUCACUGAAAGAUGUCCGUGUGCAACAUAAACAACAAUAACAGUUCCUGUUGGUUCACGAAGGAGAAGCAGCCUGGAGGUAACACCAACACAAGUCAGCUCCCAAGCCAAUGGGCGGCUGGCGUCCCCCCUCAUCCUCGGCGACAUCCACCCAGCGAGGAGCGGACGUGCGCGGCGCAGUUGCGGUGUGCGGCCGACGCAGGUUGCUCUCUAUCGGAUACUCUCUCUUCCAGCCACCGGGGCUCGAAAGCAGCGCCGUCAACCACCACCCAGCACCACCGCCGCCACACCAGGUGUGCCGAGACUCUCCCUGCUUGUCUCCAGCAUGAAGACCGAGUCGUCACUCUGACCCGCGGACUGCCAGAGACCGGAGGACCGCGGCCGCACCGAGACCCUCAAGGCCUCGUUGCCAUGGAGAGAGUGUGCGUGCUGGUGGCGCUGUGGGCCGCCGUCGCCCAGCUGGGCUCGCCGGCCACGGGGCUGAGACCCCCGAGAAGGACUGCAGUGGGGCACAAGGGGUCCUCGGGCCUGACGGGGCAGGACGCCAACGGGGUGCCGCUCAGGCGCUCCAAGCGAGGGUGGAUGUGGAACCAGUUCUUCUUGUUGGAGGAGUACACGGGAACUGACAUGCAGUAUGUCGGCAAGCUCCACUCCGACUCCGACCGCGGGGACGACAGCGUGCGCUACGUGCUGACGGGCGACGGCGCCGGCUUGAUUUUCAAGAUCGACGAGAAGUCGGGUGACAUCCACGCCACCAAGCGCCUGGACCGCGAGGACAAGGCCUACUACGUGCUGCGCGCCAAGGCCGUCAACCGCUUCACCAACGUGGCGCUGGAGGGCGAGUCGGAGUUCAUCAUCAAGAUCCACGACAUCAACGACAACGAGCCGCGCUUCACCAAAGACCCUUACCUGGCCAGGGUGCCCGAGAUGGCCGACAUCGGUACGUCGGUCAUCCAGGUGACGGCCUUAGACGCAGACGACGCCACCUACGGGAACAGCGCCAAGGUGGUCUACAGCAUCCUGGAGGGCCAGCCGUACUUCUCUGUGGACCCAGAAACUGGCGUGAUCAAGACAGCCCUGCCCGGCAUGGACCGGGAGGUCAAGGAGAACUACCAGGUGGUCAUCCAGGCUAAGGACAUGGCGGGACAGAUGGGGGGUCUGUCGGGGACCACCACCGUCAGCAUCACGCUCUCCGACAUCAACGACAACCCGCCGCGCUUCACCAAGACGCUCUAUGAGUUCAAGGUGCCCGAGUCCACCGCGGUGGGCUCGGCGGUGGGAGUCAUCCGGGCCGUGGACAACGACAUCGGCGAGAACGCGGACAUGGACUACAGGAUCAUCGGCAGCGACGGGCCCGGAAUGUUCGACAUGUCCACCAACAGGAGCUCACAGGAGGGCGUCAUCGUGCUCAGGAAGCCGCUGGACUUCGAGAGGAAGCGUCAGUACGGCCUGCGCGUGCAGGUGGACAACGUCCACCUCAUCCCGCGCUUCUUCUCCGCGGGGCCCUUCAGGGACGAGGCGUCCAUCAAGAUCACGGUGGAGGACGUGGACGAGCCGCCCGUGUUCGAGCGAGCCAACUACGCCAUGGAAGUCAAAGAGGACGCCGCGGCCAACACCGUCAUCAGCUCGGUCAGCGCCUCCGACCCGGACGUCAAACGCAGCCCUGUCAGAUAUUCCAUCGACCGACGCACCGACAUGGACCGUGUGUUCGAUGUCCACGCCACCAACGGCUCGGUGUUUCUGCUCAAAGAGUUGGACCGCGAGGAGAACGCUUGGCACAACAUUUCUGUCAUCGCCUCCGAGUUCAACAACCAGAACCAGAACAGCCGCGUCCCCGUCCACAUCCGAGUGAUGGACGUCAACGACAACGCACCAACUUUCGCCACCAACUACGAGACGUUUGUGUGUGAGAACGCUAAAGCCAAUCAGAGGAUCCAAACGGUGAGCGCCACUGACCCGGACGAGCCUCUUGGAGGACAUCGCUUUUUCUUCAGUCUGGCCCAGGAGAACGCCGGCAAGGCCAACUUCUCCGUCCGCGACAACCGAGACAACACGGCGUGGAUCCUGACGCGGAGGAACAGCUACAGCAGCCUCCUGAAGAGCGUCUACCACGUGCCCGUGGUCAUCUCGGACGGCGGCAUGCCCGUACGCAGCAGCACCAACACGCUCACCGUCAGGGUGUGCACGUGCGACCGCGAGGGCAACAUGAAGCUGUGCAACGCCGAGGCGCUGACGGCCAGGGCGGGGCUGAGCACGGGGGCGCUGGUGGCCAUCUUGCUGUGCGUCAUGAUCCUGCUGAUGAUCGUGGUUUUGUUCGCCGCCCUGAGGAGGCAACGCAAGAAGGAGCCCCUGAUCAUCUCCAAAGAGGACGUGCGGGACAACGUGGUCAGCUACAACGACGAGGGCGGCGGCGAGGAGGACACCCAGGCCUUCGACAUCGGCACGCUGCGCAACCCCGAGGCCAUCGAGGACGCCAAGCAGCGGCGGGACAUCCUCCCCGAGGUCUACUACCCACCGGCCAGGCGGCCCGCGCCCCCUUCGGCCCGGGACAACAACAACGGCGACGUGAGGGACUUCAUCAACCAGAGGAUCCAGGACAACGACGGCGACGCCACUGCUCCGCCGUACGACUCGCUGGCCACGUACGCCUACGAGGGCAGCGGCUCCGUGGCCGAGUCGCUCAGCUCGCUGGAGUCGGCCACCACCGAGGGCGAGCAGGACUACAACUACCUGAGCGAGUGGGGGCCGCGCUUUAAGAAACUGGCUGACAUGUACGGCGCCGACGACAGCGACAGAGAUUCCUAACGGGCGGCGACUUUCUGUGCCAGGGCGAACGCACAAGAUGGCGGAUGGACACCCUGAGGGUAGGCGUCAUGUGGCCCGUCACGUGGUAGUUAGGGCAAAGGGACCUCUGUGUGGUGUUAGGCCACGCCCGCCGGAAUAUAUCUAACUGUUUUUUUUUUUCUUCUUUGUUUUUAUUGUGCCGCUGCUGCCUGUGACGAACACGCUGGCGCAGUUGUGUACUUUUUGUGCGACAAACAUCACGCUGCAUAUUGUGAUCUUUAGCUUGUGUACGUUCAUGAUCAAAAACACUGUACAGACAUCUUCACCUCAGCACUCACAGCGCCCCCCGGCUGUGCUCAAGGUAAUGGCGGACAGGAAAACCAAUGCUGGGAACAGACUUUAGUGAAUUUGUUCAAAGGAAGUCUCUUUAGGACGACGGAGGACAUAACGCGACACCUCAAAUAUUUGCUGCCGCGACAUCGCCGAGGAUUUUUCUUUUUGCUGCGCAUCUCUGUCUUUAUUCACCCCCUCUGACGCAAACAUGGUGGCGCUGUCCUGGUAGAUGUUGGUUGUCGAUGUGUAGACGCCGUGGGCCGUUGGUGACAAAUGUGGAGUUCUGUGAGCGUAGGCAAAUAUAUUAAAAAAAACAAAACAUGUUUGGGGGGUUGUCUGACUGUCCCGUUACUUCUGCUUUGUACAAGGUGACAUUUUGUACGGAAUAUUUAUAUGACGCGAUUAAAUAUCUUCA